AAACCUCAGAUGGGGCCGUGACUGAAAUGACUCAACAAUAACAAUAAACUUUGUAGAAGAAUUAUCUUGUAGGAAAAUACAUUUUGUGUCGAAACAAAGUGUGUCAAUAACAUUCAAAAAAUAAAAUCUAGAUGAACUCCAUGUACCCCAUUCUUCUGAUAUACUAGUCUGCCAGCCUGCCUUGUACAGUUCAGCCCUCUUCUAGUUGAGCCUCCUCUUCCACUCAUGGAGCCAAGAUACACAAAGGUGAGCCAUCGACGAGCAGAAAGCCCAGUCACUUACUGCUGCAGGUUAUAGAAUCCGGUGCUUUGAUAAAGCAGAUAUUCGCUUUUAUACAGCUGUCAACUAUCAAAUAAAACGUUAUGUGAAUGACCAAUUUCAAACAAUCAGAGCCCAGUGAAAAUCCCAAAACUAAAUUAGAGUCAUCAUAAUGAUCAUUUAAUUGCCUUGAUGGUUGAGUAAGGUGCAGCAUUAUCAUAUGAAUGUGAAAUUAUCACUUACCUUCUAAAUACCAGGUAAACAUUCGGGUUGACAGAAUGCUAGAGAAAUAGCCUAUUAUACAUAAAAAGUAUUGAAAUAGAGACAAAUCGAAUUAGAUUAUGCGUCUUGCGUGGAUGAGCUGUAUGAAUAGCAUGGCAGCAAAGAUACUGUGCACACGUACAUUGUUCACAGUCACUUGGCCACCUAACAGCUAUAUCUAGCUCGAAAUCAUAAUGAUCUUUAUAUACUUUUGCAUAUACAAGCUCAGGCUUUCUAUUCUGCUGAGUCCUUCAACAGGAAGGACCAAAAACCACCUAUGCCUUCUUAAUACAGUAAGAUCCUUCAUGUCUUCCCAUAAAUCUAUCACAGGGGAUCCACCUCACCCCAGGCCCUUAACCCAAAGGGUAUAGAAGUGACCCAUUUGUCCAGAAUGUUUUUCCAUUAGUACCGACUUGUAUCGCCAUAGUCCUUGUACAUGCUGUUCUUUUUCACUCCACGUUACUUUAUCUGAUCACUACAUUUUUGUCCUAGGCUAGGGCUUGGAAGUGGGAGGUGGAGGCUCUGGUCCUGGAGUCGGGGACCUUGGAGCAUAGAGCCCUGGCUGUGGAGAUGGAGGCUCAGGUCUGCAGGCCCUGUCAGUGUAUUGGGUCCUGGAUAUCCAGGGGUGAUUUGAUAAGACUUGACUUCAGUGGCUCAGAGUAAGGGAAGGGGAGACUUCCUUGGAGAUUUAAAACUCAUAUUUAAUGUACUUAAAAGUUGUUACUAUUUCUAGAUGGUCUAAAAACUAUGUUAUUCUUUGUAUACUGUUUCUUUUGAAAAGAAGGUGUUUUGUUGUUGCCUGGCUGUAGUUUGCAAGUGCCUUCUUCCUCCAAGGAACUCCUUCCUUUAACAAAAAAAAGUACCAGAUUGACCAUAAUUGACAAUAGGUGCCUUAUUCUGCUCCCAUAAUCUACCCCUGCUCAGCCAAGAGUGGGCUUUGUUAUCAGUCUUCUCAAGUCGGUUUUAGUCACAGCUUUGUGACUGUUUUUUCUUACUCUUUGCAUUAUUGUGGCUUCAAUAGGUUAACUUGUUUUCUUGGCUCAUGUGAUGGAAAUGCCUCAGAACCUUCAUUUUAAGGAAGCCAGCCAGGCCAGCCGGGCCUUUGUGCCCCUUCAGGCUGUCCCCCUGUCCCCAAGGUCUGCCCAGUACACACCUUCUUCCGCCAAGCCCAUGUGCAUGUUGUCCUUCCUCCUCAGGGCAGGCAGAGUCCUUGUGCACGGAGCUGUGGGGCUUGGCCAGGGCCUAGCCCACAGAAAGGGCUUCAUAAGUGCUGGCUGGUUUGGAUUGACUUAGUUUCGCUUCUUUUGUCCUGUAUUAAUUCUUGUCUCGUCCCAAGCUUCCCUGGAUUUAAUCAGCCAGCCAGCUUGUGUGCCACGGGGGUACUGGGGGGCAGUGGGCUCACAGCCGGCUCAGACACUUAGGAGCUGUGUGUCCCUGGCCAAGUCACUCACCCCCGUUUACCUUAGAUCCUCGGCUAUAAAAUGAGCUGGGAAAGAAAAUGGCCAAACGCUCCAAAGUCUGGCCCAACAAACAAAACAGACAGGGUCAUGGAGAGUGGGACAGGCCUGAACAGCCACAAUGUAUCGGGCCUUGUACCAAGGGCCGAAGAGACAAGGACAAAAAGAAAAGUCUCUCAGCCUUCCUCCGACCACGUCCCUUACCCGCCUUCAGGAUAAAGUAGGGCAAGGCUGUCCCAGAAUCCCAGAGGUCUCUGGCCCUAGAGUAAUCUCUCUUCGCCUUGCGGUCUGAGGCCUGAGAAGUUAAGGCUUGUGCCUUAACUCGUGAAGGGACAGAGGUGGGAGAAUUCUGAACCUGGGUCUGGGAGGGAGGCUGUGACAGCCCAGCCUCCCUACUUCCAGCCUGGCUUCUUCCCACGUGAGCCACAUACCUUCCACGCCUUUCUUUGUUCCUCUUUGACUAUUAACCGGCUCACAGCUGACUCAAGCCUGACACUUUUGAAAAUGAUUUAAAAAAAAAUUUAUUAAGCACCAUCUGUUUAAGGGAGGAAAUUAUUUUCCCAUUAAGCAGAGGGAGUAGUUUAAAGCUUAGUAAUGGCUGCUUCAGAGGACUGGGAGACUACUAAAAGAGUCAUGAAAGUGGAGAAUGUGCAGUGCAAUUUUAUGUAGCCAUAAUUGUUGGCCAUAUGUAUGAUAAGGAUCUGUUAAAAUUGCUUAUUAGCUCUCUCUCCCUGCCUUCCCGGGCAGAUCUGAGGACAGGAAGCUAAAAUAAAGGGGAAAAUGCUUUGUGAAGAGAAAUCUGUCCCAAAUGAGCCAAGAUUGAGAAAAACUUAAAAGUGUUGGGCCAUCAUUUUGCUCAAAUUUUCUUUGUUUGCUUAAGAGGGGGUCGACUGAAGAGGACGAUCGAUCCUCUGAUACCUGCAGUUCUUGAUGUUCUAGUACAAGUGAUGGGAGAGUAGAAAUGAAGAGCCGUUUCUGGCAGUGAGAGGGGCGCUGUGUAGAGCACUCAGCAACAGAUGGAUAUAUGGGGGGAGGGAGAUUGUGAGCCAAGGCGACUGGCAGGCUGCUGGUGCCCUUGGCGAUGAUAAUGGGGGGAUAAACAAGAGGGGAAGGUUGGGCUGAUGAAUUCAGUGCUGGACAUUCUGAGUUUAAGAGGUCUAGGACAUUUCCCUUCGAAAUGUCUGGUAGGCCAUGGGAUCAGUGAGAGCUAGACCAAAGAUGUAAGAGUCUGGCCCAACCAGAUUGUAAGAAUGUAAGAAUCAUCUGCUGUGGAAUAAGUUGAGAAACCAUGAGAGUUGAUGAGGUCAUUGAGCAAAAUAAUAGCAAAAGAGAGGAUGAGAGGGGUCCAGGGCAGCCUUCAAGGCUCUUGCAGAAGACACUGAGAAGGAGUGACGUGACAGCUAGGAAGAGAACCAGGAUGUAGCUGACCCACCGAAAACUAGAGAGAAAUCAGCAUUGAGAGCUGACAAGGUCGGAGGCUGCGGAGAGGACCCAAAGGGUGAAGGCAGAAAAGGCCAUGAGAUUCGGGAGGAGGGGUUGCUUUGGAGCUGAAGGACGAGGUCAAGUUGUAGAAGGUUUAGCAGAGAGCCAGGAGAAAAGUGGAGGCGCCUGUUAGAGAUCGCCUCCUCAGAAUCAGCCAGAAAAGGAUGGGGAAACGGGGAUCUCGUUAGUGGGCAGGGAGCUUGAGGAGACCCAGGCAAGAAAGCAACCAGGAGUUGGGGGGAAGCAGGAAAUCAAUAAGGAGUGCUCUCCAGGAGAAGUCAGAUGGAACAGCGUCGCCAUGCGUAAUUGUGGCAAGGAGAGAAAAACCAUCUCUUUGGGUCAAGAGUGGAAGGAGAAGAUGGGGACCAAGGGGAGAGGAGGGAUGGUAUCGAUUCCUUUUUAGCAAAAUAUAAGACAAGUUCCUCUUCUGAGAGGAUGGGGGAAGGGAGGCGAUAGGAAUUUUGAGGAGGGAUGAAGAGGGUUGGAAGAACCCCAGUGGUGAGUGGGAUAAUGAAUCAAAUCGGGAGGUGUGAAAGGUUUGCCCCGAAAAGGUAGCAGAUUUGUAGUGGGUUCCAUCAGCGUGGUCUCCAGCUCGGUUCAGUGGCGAAUGAGUAGAAGCACAAGCAGCAAAUGGUCCAGGGUUGAGGCUUGGCUGGUGACAAGAUAAGGAGGCCAGGGGCUUGAGGACAAAAAUUAGUGUAGAGUUGAGCUGUUUUACAAAGUGCAAAGAUGACAUCUUGGGAAAGAACUGAGGGGCAGAAGGAGUGGAGAUCGAGGAUGAAGGGGCGGUGGGGGUCAUGAGGCAGAGGGAAAGACAGAAAAAUCAAAGAUUAUGAUCAGAUACCGGAAAUUUGGAGUUCUUGAAGUUGAACGUUUCAGCUUGGGGGUGACAGCAAGACAAAGGGUAUGUGUGCUCCUCACUGUGUGUAGCCAAGGUGGACAUGAGGAGUCAUGGGAAGGGAAUAAUUUGAAGAAUUGAGGAUUUCGUCAUUUAUUUAGUCAUUCAUUCACUUAUAAUAAAUUAUCAAAAAGAAGGCAAAAGAUCUCUGAAAAGGAGAUAAAUUUGUCAGUGAAGCUUCCUAUUGGUUUGCUCUCCACAUCAUUCUCUCUUCCUGAUGUAUUAUAGUCUCUCUCUCCCUCUUCUUCUCCAUCUCCUCUCCCAGAAAACCCCAUCCAAGCCUAAAAUCAAUGAUGAUGUUAAUCUCAUAUCCAUGAGCUCCGAUUUCCAGCAUUACACUUUCAGAAUGCCUAACAUCGGGUUCCAGAAUCUGCCUCUCAACAUAUACAUUGUGGUUUUUGGCACUGCGAUUUUUGUCUUCAUACUUAGUUUACUCUUCUGUUGCUACUUAAUCAGGCUAAGACAUCAAGCCCACAAAGAAUUUUACGCCUACAAACAGGUUAUAUUAAAAGAAAAAGUAAAAGAGCUGAAUUUGCAUGAGAUCUGUGCUGUCUGUUUGGAAGAUUUCAAGCCCAAAGAUGAAUUGGGUAUCUGCCCGUGUAAGCACGCCUUCCACAGGAAGUGCCUCAUCAAGUGGCUGGAGGUCCGGAAAGUGUGCCCACUGUGCAACAUGCCGGUGCUGCAGCUGGCGCAGCUACACAGUAAGCAGGACCGCGGCCCCCCCCCGGGCCCCCUCCCUGGGGCCGAGAACAUAGUCUAGCCCGCCCCCAGGACGGACUCGGACACACGAUAUCGCAGAGAACCCCAGGCGGAGGGCCGCUCGCCCCUGAACCGGCCGCCCCCGCGCAGAUGCACCAGUGAUCCCCGGCCCUCCCAAAGAGCUGCUCCUUUGGGUCCCGAAGCCACCGGAAGCCUCGGCCGCCCGCCCACGUCCUGGCACGGAGGGCCCGCGGGUGGGGGGUCCCGUGUGCGGCCCCAGCCCCUGUGCCCACCCAGAGUUUGCCUUGGAUAAGCAAGUGGGUGAUGGUAAGUGUGGCAGGAGGGACUGUGGGCUGAGCCUCGGGGGCUGGACCCCUGGACCACCAGGUCAACCCCCCCCCAGAGACCAAGCGUGAAGCUCCCUGAGCCGCCAGAUGAGCCGGCCCGCUCCAGACCCGCUGGCAUCCUGAUCCUGGAUCCCCAAAUCCCGUGGUUCUGAUGAAAAGCCCGGAGCCGCUGUGGGCCGGAUUGGGCAAGGCCCAGGGGAGCGGUGACUGCGCCACAGCCCUCGGCACUGGAUUGUCACCGGUGGUCAGACAGUGAGGAGCCGGAGAAAGAGCAUGGGUGGUCAGCACUGCCCAGCCAGGCGGCGGCGGGUUCUCCCCGGGACUUCCUGCUGGCCCGAACUGAGUAACAGGACUUGGGGUGGGGCAGCCCCGAGACCCAAGGGCAGGAGGGAGCAUCCGGACCGGGUCGUCACCCUCCCCAAUGACUCAGUAAGCCCACAGUCACCAAGCCUCCGGGAGCUGGGCCGCCAGCGGAUAGACUAGUGGCCGUGCAGCCAGAUUGGACACCAGCGCCCCUGAAAGUCAGCCCCCCAAAAGAAGCACCUGCCUACCCGAUCCCAGGCUCAGCCCACAACUGUUCCUCCCGUCUGUCCUCCCCAAACCCCUUUGUCUGACCCCAGUUCUACCCAUCUCUUGUCCUUAUUAGAACAAACGGUUCUUGAGUUUCCAGUUAGCUCUGAGGCACUGCUCUGAAAACAUCCCACGGUCUGUAUUUUUAAAAAUAUUUGAACUUGUAAAUAUUGUAUUCAGCAGCCCAGGAUUAAGGAGCCCACGAUUGUGUGUUUAGUUUUGUACUUGGCUCUGGAAACAUUAGCAAAAAGCCUAUUUAUAGAAGCCAUAGAUGGCUUUGUCUCUUGCACUCACAGACUUUUGUAGAAAUGACCCAAAAGUAGCUGAUCUUUGGGGGGUACCAGAAUAUGUUGUAAAUUAGCUCUUAGAAAGAAGCGAUGGCCCUAGCGGCUCUUCCCCACGGCCCAGCCCGGCCCCUCACAUAACUUCGGCAAGGCCUCCGUGUCCGGGAAGGCUGCUCUGCCUGUAUCAUGUCCCACACCUGCUGGAACAUGGCGGGCCAAGACUGAACUAAAGCAAAAGAUUUCAUCCUCAAGUGCUUCCCGCUGGUGCCCCCCCCUCCCCACCAUCCACUAGAAAUCAGAAAGGGAUUCCACCGGUUAGGGGGCUAGAAAAGGAAAAUGGAAACUGCAGUUGUGGGGAGCCGGCGGACUCCUCCCCCGGUCUGAUCUGGGGGGUUCUGUAGGUCCUGUCCGGGUUCUCGAACAAGGGAGUGGAAGGGAAGGCUAUUUUUAUAGUAGAGCUAAAUUUAACCUGCUGGGCUCCAUGCUUCUUUUCUGAGCCAUUAAUGGAAAGGAUACCAGUUAUAAGUACUCCCGCCUCCCUUCUGACUUAUCUAUUCCUUUUCUGCAUCUCUGGCAGUCGUUAAGUGCCGGGAAACCAAUAGAUUUGCCUGAACUUUGGUAAAACAGGUUUACAGUAAAAUAUUUUUAGUGACCAAUGUCAAAAGAGAAUAUUGGGCUUGUCUCUGGAUCUGUACAGUUCAGUUACAUUGUUUACAGCCUAGGAUUUUCCAGGAACAUGGGACAGCUUUGGAAUAAGUGCCAUUUCUUCCAUAUGGGGCCACGAUCAAAACAGAAGUCAGAAAUCUGGGGACCGUGAAGCUUUUAGCUUGUGCUCCCGUCCCCUCCAACCCCAAUCUGUAGGACUACCCCCUUGGGGCCGUUGCUCUGCUUCUUUGAGUAGGGACCUCAGCAAGGGACUUUUUUUAAGGGCAAAACAUUUUAGUCCAAUAUCUCAAAUAUUCUUUCCAGCUGAAAGUCUGUUCAGACAUUGACUCUAUAAUUCCAACUUAGCUCCGUCGACCGAGGGCCAAAAUAACAAAAUCAAAAUGUCUUCUCAUUCACAGAUCGGAAAGGAGUCCAGUUGGGUACAAAUGUCCCAACAGACUCCACCUGGUGUCUGUACUGUUUGUUUACACUAAUUGUCUAAGCAGAAAGUCGGCACUGUCCCCACGAAUCCAUCCUGACAUUAGUCAAUAAGCAAAGUGGAUGAUGUUAAGCAAGCGAUUGAUCGGAAGAAAUCUUGCCUCUGCUUAGUCAUCCGCUCCUGUAAUGGAGUUUGAGGACCCAGUGCCAAAAGCCAGUCACUUCUCCCAGCCCCUUAAGCCUGGUGACUUGUGACCCUGACCUAGUGGAGAACGGAGGUAUCCAGCCCGUAGUCUGCGAUGGGAGAGACCCUCUGGGCCAAGCCAACGGUCCUUGCUCAAAGACCUCCCAGGGGCAUUCCCUGCUCGUUCCGGACCGGUCCUGAUAGAAAUACUAAGUGAUCGUGCGCUCCGGCCAGAACAAUACAGAACGUAGUUGUAGGUGUAGUUGCACGUUUGGCACCAGUAUUAAAUCCAAGAAGGAGAAAGAAGGAAUGAGAAAAGAAUCCCUUUGAUCCCUGAAUCAAGCUGAAAGCCCUGGAAGUCACUGGCCGCUCCCCAUCUCUUGGUGAAGAUCCAGGGGGAAGUUUAGGCCUUUGGGGACUUUUGCCUAUUUACCCAUCAAUGAUUUUUGUGUUUCUAACUGAAAUAUGAAGAAAGGAAGCUGAAAAAUUGGACUUCAUUGACCCGUCGCCAGCCACUCACUCGCCUUCUCCAGCUGCUGACCCGGAAUCUCUUGUACUCACUGGGACUCAGGGACAGGGCACAGGAACCCGCGGCCUUUGAUGCUGGGCCUGGGAGGCAGCCCGGGGCUUCCCGGCUUUCUUAGCUGCAGAACCUGUAGCAUUUUCCACUUCCUCAGAUGAGACCCGCCAGGAGGGAUUUAGGGACAGAAUAAACGAAAUGAAAGUGUAGGCAGCACCACCUCCUCUUGCCGGGUCAUGCUGGGCUCCCUGCCCUCCGAGGGCUUACGUUCUAAUCAUGGAGCCCACACCUGGAGCGUUCGGUCUGGAACAAGAGCCCACGUGUGUUUCCCUCGUGAGCCCCCCAGGCCGAGGACUAGCUGGCCUCCCCUGUCAGGUUAUUACCACCACGAUCAGACCGCUCCAUGACCUGCAGGGGUGGCCGGGGGUGGUCACUGUGCCAGCGGGCUCCCAGGGCUGCCCGUGAGGAGCGCCUGCCGCUGUCGGCCCUCAGCCUCCCCCCUCACCGCCCCAGCCCGGCCAUGGCUCUGAGCUCUCCGGGCUGGCUGACUGUGAGCCCUCUCUGGGAGGGGAGAUGGCUCCCCUUCCCAGCCACGGUCAGUCCAUCUGGAACCGCAGAAUCGCUCUUGAACCACAUUCCUUUCCAGCAAGACAGAUCCUCGGUUACGACAUAAUGGAAUUCCUUGUUUCUAGACAAACGGAACCUUCCACUCCCUCCCUCACCCUCGCCAUAAAAGCUGAGAUUUGACCUUUUAAGUGCCCAACCAACCAGAGAUGGGACGUGGACUCAUCAGGGCCCUCAUGUGGCCCGGGCCCAAGUCAGCCAAACCAUCCCCUUCCCCGACCGCCCUUGCUUUAGCCGGACCUUUUCCAUCCUUUCUCCUCAUCACCUCCUUAGAGAAGCUGGAGCCCGGGGGGCUUGGGGAGGAAGGGCCCCGUGGCUUGUGUCGGGCUGCCAGAGACGGGCGCUCCUUCCCUGAGGAGGGGCCGGCGCGGGGAGAGCCAAUUCCUCCUCCAGCCGGCGAGUGGGGAAGGCCCAGGCUCCUAGUGGCGGCUAAACCGGCUGUAAUUGUGGAGAUAGGAUUGGAAAGCGGAUCCCUUGACAGCACAUCUGGUGCACGGCCACUGGGCCGGCCGCCUCUGGCCACCCAGAGCCACAUGCAAAGUUCCCCUCCCCCAGCCCCCACCUCCUCGUCUUUUCUGAGUCCUGGCCCGGCCCUGGGCCAAAAGCACUUGAAUCCUGAGCCUUGAAGCUGAAACUUGAAAGGAAAGGCUCGGCAGAAGCACUUUUCAGAUCCUUUCAGACUUUAUUCCCUCCAUCCCUCCCUCUCUCAGACCCACAUCCUGAGUCACUAACCCUUUCCUUACCCAAACUGCAAACAAUCGUUGGGGAAAGGAGGGGUGUUGUGCAGGCUUUAUGCAAUGAACUUUGUCCCCGGUGGCUUUGGGGGAGAAUCAGUCGCUGCUUUUUUUUCAUAAACGACUCGGACGCUUACUCCCGGUUCAGAGUCUGUAAAAAUAUCUUGAAAACUACGUAUUUGGGAGUUGAGAUUUAGGAUCGAGGUUUGUUACAAGUCGUUCUCAUCAGCGUUAUUUGUCUCCCGUCUUCAUGGGUGAGUGGCCAAGAACCCUAACAUCGGAACCCCCAGAAGGAACCAAUUUCUCCUAGAACCGAACCCCUCAGACGUCCCUGGGACUUCUGACCGCCCCAGUCCUGGGGCUGCCCGGGGCCUGACGCCAGCCCUUCUAGCCUUUGGGCCUUUGGGCCCCCAAUCGGUGCCAUCCGGUUAGCUGGGCGCGGGGCUCGGCCUCCUGGUCAGUCCCGCCAGAGGCCCGGGCACUGCUGCCGGCGGCUCUCCCACCAUGCCCGCUGUUUCUCAUUUGCUGACCCUCGGGAUGGCUGGAACGCCCUUCUCCUUUAACAAUGAUUGAUCGCCAGGCAAGACAUCCAGUAUUAACGGGUGGAGAGACUGAAAGUCUCCCGUGAAAGAAUAAGGCAGCCCCGACCCCGGGAAGGGGAGCCCGGCCAGCCGCCGCUCCGGUGCCUCGGCGCGAGCUGGUCUCCCCACGGCGCGAGCUGGUCUCCACGCGGCGCUCGCCGCCCCUGGGUGAUCCAAGUCGAUAUCGUGUAACUCCUGCGAAAGUUUGUGAAACUCUGAGCCUCUGGUUUCAUAGACAUAUUUAUACACUAAGGAUUCUGCAGCAGAAUAUUUUUGAAAUCAUUCGCUGUUUUUGUAAGCUAUAUUUUUGUAUAUUUAAUUGCUAUUUUAAAAUUCUAAUGCAUCUUUUGCUAAUCACAUCCUUGUUUUGAAAAAAUAACGUUUGCAUGUGAUUGACUUGAAAUGUAAAUAAAAGCAGGUUUUGAAAAUA
Molecule: messenger RNA, 10412 nt
Organism: Sarcophilus harrisii (Tasmanian devil)
Lineage: Eukaryota; Metazoa; Chordata; Mammalia; Dasyuromorphia; Dasyuridae
Gene: RNF24
Product: ring finger protein 24
Exons: 6
Coding region: 4574-5116 (180 amino acids)
Cellular component (GO): endomembrane system
Molecular function (GO): zinc ion binding; ubiquitin protein ligase activity
Source: RefSeq, a predicted model, not a curated record